CAGCUACAGUAUCCCAACCCACCACCACAAGUAGCAGGCGCGUCCUUCAAAAUGGACUACCAGAACCGCGCAGGCUCAAAAUUCGGCGGUGGCGGCGUCGCCUCGCACAGCGCGACAAACGCCGACAGACGCGAGCGGCUGCGCAAGCUAGCCCUGGAAACAAUCGACCUCGACAAAGACCCGUACUUCUUCAAGAACCAUGUCGGGUCGUUCGAAUGCAGACUAUGUCUGACCGUGCACCAGAACGACGGGUCGUAUCUGGCGCACACGCAGGGCCGGAAACACCAGACGAACCUUGCGCGGCGCGCGGCGCGCGAGCAGCGCGAGGGAAAGAACCAGGACCCGUCGAGUUUGCCGGGUGCGAUGGGCGUGCAGGUUAAGAAGCAGACGAUCAAGAUCGGGCGGCCGGGGUAUAAGAUUACGAAGAUCCGGGAUCCGUUGACGAGGCAGCUGGGGAUGUUGUUUCAGUUGCAGUAUCAGGAGAUUACACCGGGGGUGGUGCCGCGGGUGCGGUUCAUGUCGGCGUUCGAGCAGAAGGUGGAGGAGCCGCCGGACAAGAACUUUCAAUAUCUCGUUGUUGCCGCCGAGCCGUAUCAGAAUUGUGCGUUUAAGUUGCAGGCGCGCGAGAUUGAUCGUCGUGAGGGCAGGUAUUGGACGUGGUUUGAUGAGGACAGCAAAGAGUUCUGGGUGCAGAUUAUGUUCAAGACGGAGCGCGAGGAGAGGUAUUCCGGCGUUCCUGGGUUGGCGCCGAUUGAUUCCAAGGCUUGAUACUUUCUUUUCUUUACCUAUUGGUUGGUGAUACUGGUGUUUGAGGACCAGGCUUUUCUUUCGUAUCCUAUCUCUCACCAUAGCUUCUAGGGAGGCGUUCAGGGGUUUUCGAUUCUCAGAUAAUGGCAUCAAAAUACUACUCGCAUCCAGCUCGGCAUUGCUUCAAAAAACCAUGUUCUAUCCGCUGAG
This is a messenger RNA of Aspergillus homomorphus CBS 101889, 957 nucleotides long. Its product is annotated as spliceosome assembly protein PRP11. Bases 52 to 768 code for a protein of 238 amino acids. Gene Ontology annotation, molecular function: nucleic acid binding; zinc ion binding. NCBI's taxonomy places the organism in Eukaryota, Fungi, Ascomycota, Eurotiomycetes, Eurotiales, Aspergillaceae. Gene Ontology annotation, biological process: spliceosomal complex assembly. The record is from RefSeq and is a predicted model, not a curated record. The transcript is spliced from 2 exons. Gene Ontology annotation, cellular component: nucleus; catalytic step 2 spliceosome; U2 snRNP.